UACGUUGGAGAAACGAGGUUCCACUGCGCACACUCAUUGUUUAGUACAACUUAGAAUUGGGGGACCUUGAAAUUGAGAAGCAUCUGGUUGACCUGCAGUUUGGCCUGAGACCAGGCGUUUGAAUUCAUAGUUCCUAUUAUUUCUCAUCCGUGUGGGAAUUCCUGGGAAUGUGCUAAUCUCUGUAAACCCAUCUUUCAGCCCAGUGUGCCAUUAUAAUGUUUGAUGUAACUUCGAGAGUUACUUACAAGAACGUGCCUAACUGGCAUCGAGAUCUGGUGCGCGUGUGUGAGAACAUCCCCAUCGUCUUGUGUGGCAACAAAGUGGACAUCAAGGACAGGAAAGUGAAGGCAAAGUCCAUUGUCUUCCACCGAAAGAAGAACCUUCAGUACUACGACAUUUCCGCCAAAAGUAACUACAACUUCGAAAAGCCUUUCCUCUGGCUUGCUAGGAAACUCAUCGGCGACCCCAACUUGGAGUUCGUCGCCAUGCCUGCUCUCGCCCCUCCGGAGGUGGUCAUGGAUGUGCUGGCAGCACAGUAUGAGCACGAUCUAGAGGUUGCUCAGACCACUGCGCUCCCAGACGAGGACGACGACCUGUGAGCGGGAAGCUGGAGCCAGCGUCAGAAGUCUAGUUUUAUAGGCAACUGUCCUGUGAUGUCGGUGGUGCUGCGUGUUUGCCACUUUAUUAUAGAGCUAAGCAACGAGAACCUGUGCUUGACCCCGGGAUGCUGAGAUGAAUGGGCUUCGAGUGAAUGUGGCAGUUAAAAUACCUUCACUUUUUGGACCUGCAUAUUUAGCUGUUUGGAACGCAGUUGUUUCCGUAUUGAGUUUCAACUAUAAGAAUGCUGCAGUCGCAUCACAAUACUCAGUGGUGAAACCUUGUUUGUUACUGUCAUUCCCAUUCCUUUUCGUUUAGAAUCAGAAUAAAGUUGUAUUUCAAAUAUCUAA
Molecule: messenger RNA, 947 nt
Organism: Myotis davidii
Lineage: Eukaryota; Metazoa; Chordata; Mammalia; Chiroptera; Vespertilionidae
Gene: RAN
Product: RAN, member RAS oncogene family
Biological process (GO): protein import into nucleus; ribosomal subunit export from nucleus
Cellular component (GO): nucleus; cytoplasm
Molecular function (GO): GTPase activity; GTP binding
Source: RefSeq, a predicted model, not a curated record